Molecule: messenger RNA, 1059 nt
Organism: Xiphias gladius (swordfish)
Lineage: Eukaryota; Metazoa; Chordata; Actinopteri; Istiophoriformes; Xiphiidae
Product: blue-sensitive opsin
Exons: 5
Coding region: 1-1059 (352 amino acids)
Biological process (GO): visual perception; phototransduction; G protein-coupled receptor signaling pathway
Cellular component (GO): membrane; photoreceptor outer segment
Molecular function (GO): G protein-coupled receptor activity
Source: RefSeq, a predicted model, not a curated record
AUGAGGGGAAAUCGUCCCGUGGAGUUCCCAGAAGACUUCUGGAUCCCUAUCCCUCUGGAAACCAACAACAUUACAUCCCUCAGUCCAUACCUGGUUCCUCAGGAUCACCUAGGAAGCUUAGGAAUCUUUUAUUCCAUGUCAGCUUUUAUGUUCUUCCUGUUUGUGGCCGGUACGGCCAUCAAUACGCUUACUAUCGCAUGUACAGCUCAGUAUAAGAAGCUCCGGUCUCAUCUGAACUACAUUCUGGUGAACUUGGCUGUGGCGAACCUCCUCGUCUCCUCUGUGGGCUCCUUCACCUGCUUCUACUGCUUUGCCUUCAGAUACAUGAUUCUUGGUCCCCUCGGGUGCAAGAUCGAAGGAUUUACAGCAACUCUUGGUGGUAUGGUAAGCCUCUGGUCUCUGGCUGUGAUAGCUUUUGAAAGAUGGCUGGUUGUCUGCAAGCCACUUGGGAACUUCGCCUUCAAACCUCACCAUGCCAUAGCUUGUUGUGCAAUGACUUGGGUCUUUGGUAUGUUCGCUGCAGUUCCUCCUCUGGUUGGAUGGAGCAGGUAUAUUCCAGAGGGCAUGCAGUGCUCCUGUGGACCAGACUGGUACACAACUGACAACAAGUUUAACAACGAGUCCUAUGUGAUGUUCCUCUUCUGCUUCUGCUUUGCUGUCCCUUUCACUACCAUUGUUUUCUGCUACUCACAGCUACUUUUCGUGCUGAAAUCGGCAGCGAAGGCCCAAGCUGAGUCUGCCUCCACCCAGAAGGCAGAGAGGGAGGUGACCAGGAUGGUGGUUGUCAUGGUGCUGGGCUUCCUGGUGUGCUGGAUGCCCUAUGCCAGUUUUGCUCUGUGGGUUGUGAACAACCGUGGGCAACCGUUCGACCUGAGACUGGCCACCAUACCCUCCUGCCUCUCUAAAGCCUCCACAGUCUACAACCCUGUUAUUUACAUCCUCCUCAAUAAACAGUUCCGCUCAUGUAUAAGGAAGAUACUGGGAAUGUCUGGAGGAGAUGAUGAGGAGUCAUCAGCAAAUCAAUCAGUAACUGAAGUCUCUAAAGUCGGACCUGCUUAA